This is a messenger RNA of Vicia faba (fava bean), 912 nucleotides long. The record is from the annotation of a GenBank genome assembly. NCBI's taxonomy places the organism in Eukaryota, Viridiplantae, Streptophyta, Magnoliopsida, Fabales, Fabaceae.
AUGUCCCUAGCAGGACUUAUUAUAGACCAAGAAAUGAAUCACAACAAGAAAUCAUUCCACAGAAGAAACGAUUCUGGCGAGCUCGACGUGUUCGAAGCCUCAAGAUACUUCUCAGGGUACAAUGAAGUUAUUGGAUACACUAAUAACUCUACUUGCACACAGAAAGUGAUAAGAGAAGAAAGGAAUGGAUACAGAGGAAGAAUAAGCUUAGACAUGCCAAUGAGAACCUUACUUCCGCAACAAUUCAACGGUGUCGAUCAGAAACAAAUAAAAGACAAGAAACACAACAAACAACCUAGCUCACCGGGCGGUAGACUCGCGAGUUUCUUGAAUUCUCUCUUCAACCAAUCAACUUCAAAAAAGAAGAAAUCAAAAUCAAGUUCACAAUCCAUGAAAGACGAAGACGAGAGUCCUGGUGGAAGACGAAUGAGAAGAAGCAGCAUUAGCCAUUUCAGAAGCUCGAGUACCGCAGAUUCAAAAUCCAUAUACUCUUCUUUGAGUUCUGGUUUUAGAACUCCUCCUUAUGUAAACACUCCAACUAAGGGAUGCAAGGAAUUCAAAACGUUAUCGGAACAAAAUCAUGCUGCGAAAACAAACUUCAACGGAUUUGUAAAACCAUCAUCAACCACUUUGCAAAAUGAGUUGGGUUGGGAUGAUAAGAAAAGGAGAAACUCAACUUCGUUGAGGGAUAACUACAAACAGUUGGUGGACAAAAAAUACUAUGAAGAAGAAAAGAGUGAUCUUAAGAAAUUCAAUGAUUUUGAUGAUGGUGCAGAAAGUGAUUCAAGUUCUGAUCUGUUUGAAUUGCAAAACUAUGAUUUGUGUCACAAUUCAAGUGGUUUACCUGUCUAUGAAACUACCAACAUGGAUAAUAUCAAGAGAGGAUCAACAAUUUCCAAUCUAUCUCAUUGA